Messenger RNA from Microplitis mediator, 1244 nucleotides. Its product is annotated as nucleoporin Nup43. Gene Ontology annotation, molecular function: protein binding. Gene Ontology annotation, cellular component: nuclear pore outer ring. Lineage: Eukaryota; Metazoa; Arthropoda; Insecta; Hymenoptera; Braconidae. The coding region runs from base 182 to 1219 and encodes 345 amino acids. The record is from RefSeq and is a predicted model, not a curated record. The transcript has 6 exons.
UAAAUACAUCACAUUCAAAACAUCAUAAUGUAAACCGGUGUGUAAACUAAACAACAUAACCUACAACCUAACACUGUUGCUUAUUGUUAAUUUAUGAAUUAUAAAUGUUUACUUUUCUAUUGGAGUAAAAAGUAAUUUUAAUUUAUAUUUUUGAAUUGAAUAAAGAAUAAAUAUAACAAUAAUGUCAGAAAAUAUCCAAGGAACUUUUACUUCUGAUAAAGUAUCUAAAAUUCGUUGGAAUCGUCAAGAUUUUACUGAAGCUAAUUCUUUUAUCACUGGUAGUUGGGACAAUAAUUCAUUUAAUCGAAUUACAUAUUGGGUAUUUCGAAAAAGUGAAGAUGCUGAAAUAUAUCCCGCUGCGGUUAAUUUUUAUCCAUUCAUUGGUGAUGUUACUGAAAUUCAGUUUAUUAGCAAACAUUGUUUUGUGGCGUCAUCGUCAAUUGGAUCAGCAAAAUUAUUGCAGAUUGAUGAAAAUUCAUGUAAUCUUUUUAAAGAGUUGACAUUUUGGGAUAAUAUUCAUUAUUUUAGCACCGGUGAAAAUGCAUCUUGUACAGCAUUAUCAACUUUUAAUCAAGAUAUAGCUACUGUUGGAGAAGAUGGAAGAAUAAAUUUACUAACAGCUCAACUUAAAAAUCCUGUAAGAACAAUUGAAAAUGCCGAUAGCUGUUCAUUACUUUGCAUUGAUUUUUUAAGACACAAUGAAAUAUUAACUAGUAAUACCAGAGGUCAUAUGAAACUUUGGGAUCUUAGAAACGAUCAAGAUAAACCAGCAACAACUUUUAUGCUUCCUGAUCAACUUAAAACAGAAGCUACGGAUAUAGCCCAUCAUCCUACUCAACGACACAUUGUUGCUGCCGGUGGAGGUGAUGGUAGUCUUUCAGUUUGGGAUUUACGUCAAAGUACACAUCCUAUAUCUCAACUUUUAGCUCAUUCCCAAGCAGUUAGUGAAGUUAUGUUUCAUCCGGAUAGACCAAAUAAUUUAUUCACUUGUUCUAUUAAUGGUGAAUUAUGGCAUUGGAAUAAUGUUCAUGGCUCUAAAUUGAAUCUUGAUAAUGAUAGCCAUUGGUUAGCAACACGUGGAAUUGAUGCUAAAGUAAAUAUUACUGAACUAUGUGCACCUUUACAUAAACCAAUAAAUAGUUUUGAUAUUGAUAGAUCCACUUUACUUUUCGGUUGUGACAAUGAAGCCAUGUAUUCUGUUAAAAAUAUUAUUAUUUAAACAUUAUUUUGUCUUAAUUAUUAAA